Molecule: messenger RNA, 4434 nt
Organism: Pomacea canaliculata
Lineage: Eukaryota; Metazoa; Mollusca; Gastropoda; Architaenioglossa; Ampullariidae
Exons: 14
Coding region: 770-2524 (584 amino acids)
Source: RefSeq, a predicted model, not a curated record
CGCUAGCACUGGCUGACAGACGAGAUAAUGUAUGCACGAUCAUGUCUGGACUGCAGGAGGCGCGGGGCUGGCAGUGGUGGCGCUUGCCCAAGACUGUGUGAUGCGUGCAGCGUGAGGUCGGGAGGCAGGCCGGAGCUGACUGAGGCUUUGCGUGGCAAGGCCGCAUCGUGCUGCUGCUGCUGUACAGCACCGGGCAUUCGUGCCACAAACAGCCUUUGUCGUGUGCCACACUGGCUGCCUAAACUUAGCGUUCACCUUGGGCUUGUCCCCCGAUACUGACACCGAUAUUCGCCACCCUGGUGGGCAACAAAAGAACCGAUGGCUGAAUUACUUUCUGCAGGCAGCGUCUGAUUUGACCUGUUUUCCUCUGCCGUUCACCAUCGCGCGUGUGUGUGUGUGCAACCACAGCUCGUUUCUGCCUGUGCAGCUGCAACAACCCGACUAGCCUGUAGUAGUCUGAAGCUGCAUCGUGCAGUGACGCUGGACGCCUUGCUACACUCGUAGACCAGACGUAGGCGAAAAUGUCAAGCUAGUGGCUGGCGGUCGCUGAUUCUUAGUCAUCUGUAUAUUAUAAUUAACCCUGAAGUCAGAUAUCUUCCUCCCCCCCGUCCUCCUCUGUGUUGGUGGACAUGGCAGUACAGAGAUGGCCAACGAAUCGAGGGAUGAUAUCAGUACGGGUGACAGGUAGCUGAACUGUGCCUUCAUGCAACCCUGCAGCGACAGUGCCGGGCCGCAAGACAGACGUGGUGUGUGUUGAUGCCUACACAUCAUGGAUAUUGCAGAUGGUUUGUGGAUUAUUACGUUUCUUCUUCAUCUGGUUGCUGUUGUGACAGAUGCACGUUGCAGUUUUCCGACUGCCUGGCAUGGCACAUGGUUCCAGGACGGACUUGGAGAAGUCAGCAUCAGCAAACACGCUGUCUCACACAAGGGCCAUUGUAACAACAGUCAUGGAACGAAAUAUUUACUGCUAGACAGGGACAAAAAUUGCUUUGUGUGCUUAAUCUUCACCCCAAGGCACGAAAAUAUAUUGCAAUACAAGGAAAGUUAUUGUGGAAAGGAUGAUAACUUGGAUAGUGUUUGUGGGGGUUUCACAGCUAACUUCCCGUUACACACCAUUGUAAAAGUGUCGGGUCAUCCAAUUCCAUGCCCUUUCCAAGGUCCUUAUUUUUUCUCCUAUACAAACGAGACUCUGGAAGAGUGUGACGAGCCUCGCUCUGAGAUUCACGCGUGUGCGGACAAAUCUCGCUUCAUUUUUAGUUAUCGUCAAUGCAGACACCUGCCUCAUCAAACGCAUGAUAUCCAACUGACUUUCCAGUGCAUGGCCACGUGGUAUGACGGAGGUCGGAUACUUUACGGGAAAUUCACGGGACUCGGACGUCCAGACAAGGACAGAAUGUACCGUUGUUUUAAAUACAGCUUCUAUGGAACAAGAGGUGACAUGUCCAUGUCUCAAGACGCCACGUGCAGAGGUCUAUCCACUCCACAGGUGGGCAUGAACACCUUCUCUCUAGAGCAUCGAAAAGAAGAAUGGCCGCGACCGUCAUGUACAUUUCCCGACUGGCUGAAGUUGGCUGGAGGUUGGCGAGACGUGGCUGGCCGGCAACGUAUUGUUGUUGAAGCAAACGGAGAAGAGCUGGCCCUGCAGGACCUCGUCCAUCCCGAUUUUCUACAUCCAGGGGAAGUGACUCCCGAAACACGUCUCCGCGCACGUUGUUUAGACAUUGUGGACACUUCAGGUCCUGCGGAUCUGCAGACCAGCAACUUCCUCACCUUCGCCACAAACGACUCAUGCGUCUCCAGCUACAGAUGUAUUCGCCUUAAGCAAAGAGCUGCUCGUGUCUUCGAGAUGUACAUCGGUGCUGCUACCGAAGACACAUACCUGGCGUGCGAGAAAAGUUUUUUUGCUGAGUCUGAGAAACACGUGUUUUUCCCACACGUGAGCCAGGCCGUGACGUGCCCGUUGACCGGAGUGUACAGUUACGUGCAGAAGGUGGGCGACUGUAGUGGUGCACUGAACAUCGGCUGCCAGCUGCAGACAGAGAUGCAGCUGCACGCUACCUGCCGAGCACGCCAACAGUCAGAAGAGAUUCUGCAGUGUCUGCAGACGUGGACUGAAGAAGGCCGCCUUCACGUGAUCACUGCGCGCCCCGGUAACGCAUUCGCUCCUGCUGACUGCCUGGUGUUCGAGGACACGGUGAAGGGCUACACACUGACCGGAGAGGUAACUUGUGGAGGUGGAGGCAUCAUGAUCAUGAAUCAGCCCAUCGACUUCAUCGUCACCACUCCAAAAAAAAUUUGCGAAAAACCGUCUUCCUAUCAGCCCACGCCAGGCUCGGAUAUAGGCAACGAACGUACUCACCGUGAUGACGUCACCUCUACACCGCGUUCAGGGUUGCAACCUGCAGGGGAUUCCCCUCCGGAGGUCCCCAAGGUGCGCGUCAUUAACAACAGCAAUACAAGAACUUGUCCCAGCUGCUUUAUUCUCCUCUGUGCUGUGUUGGCGUUUGCUCUGCAUCAGAGGUGAUGAACUCAUCGCCUGGACGCAUCGUAGGCGCGUGGACGUCACCGCACUGGACACUUGGAAUGCGUUUUGGAUGACGCUCUCUGGUGGAGGAGUGCCCUGCAUCUUCAGCUGUGUCUGCAAUAAUGCCAUGCCUGUGAAAGUCGCAAUAUGUAUUACACAUCGUUACCUAUUGUUCUUACCUUGGUCAUCGGAUUUGUCGUCAGUGUAGAGCUGGGAGUGCCGCGUGCCUUCCCACCGAUUCUUGCCCCGACUCUGACGUCGCCUUCUCCCCCAUUCACCCUUUGUCGCCUGUGUUUGAACAGGAUUCACAUGGAUAGAACUGUCGGUGCCAAUAGUUUUCGAAGCACUGGUAUAAUCACGGAUGGAAGUUUUUAUUCCUAUGACACGAGUUCUAAGUGCCAGAUUGUCUUCUCAGUCGUUUGUGUUUCAUAUAAAAGCCACUUUCUUCAAGCUUCGUGUAGAAGUUGUCGCCGUAUACGUCAGACGGUGUGAGCGUCAGAAACUAAAGAUGAAUGAGCGGCAAAUUCACUCAGUGCAAUAUCAGUUUGUUUCGUGUGUCCUUUAAGAAACAGGCUCCUUGCACCAAUGCUUAUCGUCAACGUUGACUUCAUAAAGUAUUUACAAAUAUGAAGAGAAAAAAAAGGGAUUCAUAAAAAGAAAGUGUGUAACCAUAUCUUAGCGACAAUAACAAAUACAAAAUCUGAGAGAAAAAUAAAAGUAGAGCUAACGGCAUAACGCCGCAGGAAGUGACAUGUGAUGAGCUCGUUCCAGAUACACAGAAAAUGCAGUAUGGAUACUUUGUACGCCUCCUUGAGUGGAUUUUUUUAAACCUUGGGCUGUUAUGUGUUGUGCCAGGCUGGAUAUUGUGUCAGAUUAAAGUGCCACAGAGUACGGCACCAAGCGCCCUGUUCGUUGAAGUAAACGAAGUGGGCAUGUGACGGGCGGUAACCAAACAUGACUCAGAUGUGCUCAAUAAUAUCUGUUUUGUGAUGAAUCAAGUCAGAGAAACAGUAUUUAUAUUACACGUUAGUUUUUCUCUUCGUGCUGUUGUGUGUUGGGCUUCGGUUGCAUUACCAUGAAUAUGACGGCAGACUGGCAGUUUUAUGUACAUAGGUCAGUCGAGCGAUGUCUUUAGGGCCCUUGUUGUCAUCGAACAUCCAUCCACCCCCGUGACCUUUAUAUCCCGUGUCCUUUUAUCGCUGCAUUCGUUACCUAUACUUGCAUCGACUAUGAUGUCACAUGUGUUGCGACAUGUCUAGUCUGUCACUGGUAGAGGGAUCAAUAAUAGUAGAAGGCUAUGUCCAGUCAAACGCUGACAUAGACUUUAUUGUGUUCGUUUGACUUCAGUUUCUGGUUCACAACAAUAUUUUAUAACUGUUUUGAAAGCCUCUAAAUCAAAGUCAGUAGACAGUAAUAAAUGAAAAGCCUUGUAUACAGAACAAACAUCAUGAGAUGGUCUUAAAGAAGCCGUGUAUACAAAAAAAAAAUCAUAAGAUGGUUAUGUAGAUGCAUUUUAAAAAAAUCAUCAUUAGAUGUUUUUGUAGAAGCCGUGUAUACAGAACAAGCAUUAUGAGAUGGUCUUGGAGAAGCUAUGUAUACAAAACAAACAUCAUUAGAAGGCACAUCAUUACUCAGAGCAAAACUAGUUUCAACAAAUAACAUUAAUGCAAGUCAAAACAGUCUGUGGAAAGCAAUUGUUGUUUUAUAAGUUCGUGACAUGAUGUAGAUUUUACUUGGAUGGUUUUAAAGUCAAAUAGAAGAGAUCUUCUUGUUUGUUUUUGUGGCGGGGAGGUGAGGUGGAGUGAAAAAAUAGAUGAAUGAACAUGUGGUUAAUAUAUGAAUGAAUAUGUGGUUCUUAUGUGAAUAAAUAUGCGGUUAAUAUACGAAUAAAUAUUUUACUGGCAAAAAAA